UUCCCCCUCCCUUUCCCUCUCCCGCUACAUGAAAACAAAGACCACAUCAAGCCAUGGCCAUGGCCGUCAAUACAGAAGCAAAGAAAUCUACCAUCAACACCACCACCACCAUGGCGGUGUGCUUGAGGAAAUUGAAAGGCUCAUCAUAGUACAUAAAGAUGGACACGUGGAGCGACCCCAGAUUGUGCCCUGUGUCCCAGCUUCUCCUUGUCCAGAUCUCAACGUGACCUCAAAAGACAUGGCCAUUGACAAUUUUACAGGCACUUGGGCACGUUUCUAUGUCCCUAACACCACAAAUUCUCACCAUAAUCCUCACCAGAAGCUUCCUUUACUGAUCUAUUUCCAUGGUGGUGGCUUCUGUGUUGGUUCUGCCUCUUGGCUCUGUUACCACGAGUUCCUCUCUAAGCUCUCAUCCAAACUUAACUGCCUGAUCAUGUCACUAAAUUAUCGUCUAGCCCCAGAAAACCCUCUUCCUGCUGCUUAUGAAGAUGGUUUCAAAUCCCUGAUCUGGAUCAAACACCAAAUCCGAUACCACUGUGACGAUGUAGCUAGUCAAUGGUGGAUUCAAAAAUGCAACUUUUCUAGAAUCUUCCUAGCAGGAGACAGUGCUGGUGCCAAUAUAGCCUAUCAUGUAGCCUUAAAUCUGUCAACACACGAAACUUCAUCAUCAGCCAUAAGGCCUUUGGACGUGAAGGGUAUGAUUCUGAUACAACCUUUCUUUGGAGGAGAAGCAAGAACAGCAUCAGAGAAGAAGAUGGGUGAAGCUCCAUCGAGCUCUGCACUGAGCUUGGCUGCUUCGGACACGUACUGGCGAUUGGCUCUGCCUCGUGGUUCGAACCGUGACCAUGAAUGGUGCAACCCAAUGGGAAAAGGGUCGGUGAGAUUGGAGGAAUUGAGGCUUUGUCCUGUGUUGGUGUGUGUGUCGGAGUUGGAUAUAUUGAAAGAUCAGAACUUGGAGUUGUGUGGUGCUCUCGUACGAGCUGGGAAAAAGGUCGAACACUUGGUGUGCAAAGGAGUAGGCCAUGCGUUUCAGAUUCUGAGCAAACCUCAGAUGUCACAGAACCAAACACAAGAAUUGAUGGCUCGUAUCAAAUCCUUCAUCAUGGGUCUAUGAUCUGUUCUACAAUUCUGCACUUCAUUCAUUCACAUUCUCUUUUCUGCACUUAUUUAUCCAAGCAUUUGUGUUGUGUGUCUAUAUAUAUAUAUAUAUAUAUAAAAUAUAUAUACUGUGUUAGUAUAAAGAGGUAAAAACCAACAUGGAAUGGAAAAGAUUUGAUAGUUCUUACUUAGCGUCUAGUUUGGUUAUCAUCGAUCUCAACUUUUGUAAUGAAAAACAGAUACGUUGAAAGUGCUUUACCUUU
Prosopis cineraria is the source of this 1361-nucleotide messenger RNA. Its product is annotated as probable carboxylesterase 6. The transcript has a single exon. The record is from RefSeq and is a predicted model, not a curated record. Gene Ontology annotation, molecular function: hydrolase activity. NCBI's taxonomy places the organism in Eukaryota, Viridiplantae, Streptophyta, Magnoliopsida, Fabales, Fabaceae. Bases 29 to 1114 code for a protein of 361 amino acids.